Ceratitis capitata (Mediterranean fruit fly) is the source of this 1027-nucleotide messenger RNA. It is a transcript of the gene LSm-4, whose product is annotated as COMM domain-containing protein 5. The transcript has 3 exons. NCBI's taxonomy places the organism in Eukaryota, Metazoa, Arthropoda, Insecta, Diptera, Tephritidae. The record is from RefSeq and is a predicted model, not a curated record. Gene Ontology annotation, cellular component: nucleus. The coding region runs from base 111 to 737 and encodes 208 amino acids.
UCCGGCAACUUGCUACGCCCAUCAAACAGCUGGUUUAUGUACAAAACAAAUAAAUUGGUUGCAUUUUAUUAAAAUUUAUUAACGUAAAAAAAAGUGACUGGUCAAACAAAAUGUCCUCGAAUUUUCGAUACACCAUGGUGCGUACCGUACGACCCUAUGUUAAAUAUUUUCCCCAAUUAACUAAGCCAGUACUUCGGGUACUUAUCAAAGUUUCGGUACACUAUCUUGAGAGUUCAAAGUGUUCGCCGGAGGAAUUAGACUUGGAGUUGACUAAACUUACGCAUUCCGGCCACGAUAUACCAGAUAACUUUUGUGAAUUAUUCGCUGCUGUAUUACAAAUAAUGCAAAUUUUUUUGCGUACACCAAAGGGUAUUGUUAAAGAUCAUGAACUAAGAGACUGUCUGAAGGAACUGAGAUUUACAGAUGAAUGCGUGGAGGAUCUAAGCAAAGUACUGUAUAACCAUCGUGCCUCGUUGACAAAGAAUUUUAUUGAGGCCAAAACAUCGCGUUCUAAACCAAAAAAUAUGCAAUGGCGCAUAAACAUAUCAUUGGGCGAGGGCACUUGUAAUGGCAGUGUAAAUGCUCCCACAAUCAUUUUACACUUUCAACUACCCGAUGGCCGAUAUCGCACCUUAGAGUUUCCGCUAUCUAUGUUUCAUCAGCUGCGCUAUAAUGUUGCUUUACUGCUUAGUGAAAUGCAAGCAUUGGAAAGUCGAGCUGUUAUGAAAAAAUUCUAAGAUUUUACUUAAGGAACUUUAGGUAAAUUGGUUUUGAAUUAUGGAUGCUCAAAUAGGCAAUUGUGCCGUUAUAACCAUGGACUUUGACUAUAUAUUGGAAACAUAUAUAAAUAUAUGAUGUAUUUUCCCAAGUAAUCUACUUUUCAUUAAUAUAGAAUUGAUCCAAGAAUAUGAAGUAUUUUAUACGCCUGGUAUUUGUUGCGUUAUUAACUAAUGUAUGUAUUACAAUCGUGUAUUUGUUGUAGCUUUGUUAGUUAAAGCGUUCAUUGAAAUGUUAUAAAUUGUUAUGG